Molecule: messenger RNA, 2939 nt
Organism: Medicago truncatula (barrel medic)
Lineage: Eukaryota; Viridiplantae; Streptophyta; Magnoliopsida; Fabales; Fabaceae
Product: subtilisin-like protease SBT1.7
Exons: 1
Coding region: 348-2651 (767 amino acids)
Biological process (GO): proteolysis
Molecular function (GO): serine-type endopeptidase activity
Source: RefSeq, a predicted model, not a curated record
GGAAAAUUUAUAAGCAGAAAAGGAAUGCCUGUAAAGUAUAAACCAAAAAAGUUAAGAAAUUAACACUUUUUUUCUCUGUAAAUGAGGUUCCAUAAUACCAUUUCUUGAUACUGUAAACACCGAAAAAUGAUGUAUAUUGAUGCAAUACUACUUUUAUUAUUUUAUAGACACACUCACAACUACACUAUUCUCUGUUCCCAAUUGAAAUAUGUAUUGGUUAUAAAAGAAUCUACCAAUCUCCACAGACUCAAUAGUUCCAAACCAAUAAUAAAUACCAGCUAUCCCUGCAAUUCUAAAGCAAAUUCAAAAAGAAGCCAAAACUACAACUCUCAUACUGGAGCUAAAAGAUGAACAUGCUGAUUUUCAAGUGUCUUCAGAUGGCUUUGCUGCUAGUUUUGUCUAGCAGAUUCACCAUAGCAGAAAAGAAAACACAACAUCUUAAAAGGACAUACAUAAUUCACAUGGACAAGUUCAACAUGCCAGCAAGUUUCGACGAUCAUCUCCAAUGGUAUGAUUCAUCACUAAAAUCAGUAUCAGACACUGCAGAGACGAUGUAUACCUACAAACAUGUAGCUCAUGGCUUCUCCACAAGGCUAACUACUCAAGAAGCAGACUUACUCACAAAGCAACCGGGAAUUCUCUCGGUUAUCCCUGAUGUCAGAUACGAGCUUCACACAACUCGAACACCAGAGUUCCUCGGAUUGGAGAAAACAAUCACUCUUUUACCGUCCUCUGGAAAACAAAGUGAGGUGAUUGUUGGAGUAAUUGACACAGGUGUAUGGCCUGAACUAAAAAGCUUCGAUGACACUGGACUUGGACCAGUACCCAAAAGCUGGAAAGGGGAAUGUGAGACAGGUAAAACCUUCAACUCAUCAAACUGUAACAAGAAACUUGUUGGUGCAAGGUUUUUUGCUAAAGGCUACGAGGCAGCUUUUGGACCUAUUGAUGAAAACACGGAAUCAAAGUCACCAAGGGAUGAUGACGGGCAUGGAAGUCACACCUCAACUACAGCAGCAGGUUCUGCAGUUGCAGGAGCAAGCCUCUUCGGUUUUGCUUCUGGGACAGCAAAAGGCAUGGCUACACAAGCUCGAGUGGCCGCUUACAAAGUGUGUUGGCUUGGUGGUUGCUUUACAUCAGACAUAGCUGCUGCGAUUGACAAGGCCAUCGAAGACGGUGUUAACGUCCUCUCUAUGUCUAUUGGUGGAGGUUUAACGGACUACUACAAAGACACUGUUGCAAUGGGAACUUUUGCAGCCAUAGAACAUGGAAUACUAGUAUCCAGUUCAGCAGGAAACGGUGGACCUAGUAAAGCAAGUUUGGCUAAUGUUGCACCAUGGAUAACCACUGUCGGUGCCGGAACUAUAGACCGCGAUUUCCCUGCCUAUAUUACCCUUGGAAAUGGGAACAGAUAUAACGGCGUGUCUCUUUACAAUGGAAAAUUGCCACCUAACUCUCCACUGCCACUUGUUUAUGCUGCUAACGUCAGCCAGGAUUCCAGUGAUAACCUGUGCAGCACAGAUAGUUUGAUUCCUAGCAAAGUUUCAGGAAAAAUAGUGAUAUGUGACCGAGGAGGAAAUCCUAGAGCUGAAAAGAGUUUGGUGGUCAAACGCGCAGGAGGAAUUGGGAUGAUUUUAGCAAACAACCAAGAUUAUGGUGAAGAGCUAGUUGCUGACUCCUUUCUCCUCCCUGCAGCAGCUUUGGGAGAGAAAGCAAGCAAUGAAAUAAAGAAGUAUGCUUCUUCAGCUCCCAAUCCAACUGCUAAAAUUGCAUUUGGCGGUACCCGGUUCGGGGUUCAACCAUCCCCAGUGGUGGCAGCUUUCAGCUCUAGAGGACCAAAUAUACUCACACCAAAAAUACUCAAACCCGACCUGAUAGCUCCAGGAGUCAACAUUCUAGCUGGAUGGAGUGGGAAAGUUGGACCAACUGGCUUGUCAGUUGACACAAGGCAUGUGAGCUUCAACAUCAUCUCUGGCACAUCCAUGUCAUGCCCCCAUGUAAGUGGGUUAGCUGCUCUUCUUAAGGGAGCCCAUCCUGAAUGGAGUCCUGCAGCUAUAAGAUCCGCACUCAUGACCACGUCUUAUGGCACGUACAAAAAUGGGCAAACCAUAAAAGAUGUUGCUACUGGGAUACCUGCUACACCGUUGGAUUAUGGUUCCGGGCAUGUGGAUCCAGUAGCUGCUCUUGAUCCUGGUCUUGUAUACGAUGCUACCACCGACGACUAUUUGAACUUCCUCUGUGCCUUGAACUACAAUUCAUUUCAAAUAAAGCUUGUUGCAAGAAGAGAGUUUACGUGUGAUAAAAGGAUCAAGUACAGGGUGGAAGAUCUCAAUUACCCAUCUUUUUCUGUGCCAUUUGACACAGCUUCAGGCAGGGGUAGUUCUCACAACCCAAGCAUUGUCCAGUACAAAAGGAUUUUAACUAACGUAGGGGCCCCAUCGACAUAUAAAGUUUCAGUGUCAUCACAGUCUCCUUUGGAUAAGAUCGUGGUUGAACCACAGACACUUAGCUUCAAGGAACUUAAUGAGAAGAAGAGCUAUACUGUAACGUUCACAUCUCAUUCAAUGCCUUCUGGUACAACAAGCUUUGCUCAUCUGGAAUGGUCGGAUGGGAAACAUAAGGUCACUAGUCCCAUUGCUUUCAGCUGGACUUGACUGUGAUAUUUCAAUGUCCUAACCCUGGAUUACCUGCUGCAAAUAUGGUCCAAGUACGAGAAUAAUUGUAUCUCUCUUUUUCAGUAAGUGUUUGGUCCAGCUAAGAAGCCUAUAAUAGAGUCAUAUAUGUAUGCCUCUUUGCUGUGAUUCCAUGUAAAGAAUAAUUUUGUAGAGAAAAUCCAGGACAAUGGCACAUGUCAGAAUUGUAAUUGAAUAGCAAUCCCAGCUUUCUGCAGCUUACGUCACAAAUGAACUUAUCAAAUAAUUGAUCUAUUUUACAGGCAUCAA